AUGCUGGAAAAUGAUUAUAGCAUUAAGUCGCUUUACUCUUGCUAUGACAACCAUUCUUAUCUGCUUAAAGCUAGAAUCAAGCAAUCUCGUAGGACGAGCGAAUUUGUUCUUUCUUUGCUUCUUUCUUUGCUUCUUUCUUUGCUUCUUUCUUUGCUUUCCAAUCCUUUCUUCUUUCCUUUGUUAAUUUGUUUGUUUCUUUCUUUUUCGUAUAAGUGUUCCUUUCCCUUUCCUUCUUUUUCUAGGUCUGUCUUUUCUUUCAUUAUCCUUUCUUUUGCUUCUUUUGUUAUAAUUUAUAAGUAUCCGCUUGUAAUUUUCUUACUUUCGUUCUUUCUUUCUUUGUCUAUUAAAUUUCUUCUGUGUCCCUAUUUAUCUAUCUGUCUCAUCUAUCUAUCUAUCUAUCUAUCUAUCAGUCGGUUUGUGUAUCGUGUUGUUCUUUCUUUCUUUCUUUCUUUCUUUCUUUUUUCUUUGUCUAUUAAAUUUAACGAUAGGUAUGUGUGUCGUGAUGUCCUUCCUUCCUUCCGUCUUUCCUUUCUUUCUUCUAUUAAAUUUCUUGGUGUCUAUGUAUAUCGCGAUAUUCUUUCUUUCAUUAGUUCUUUCAUUUUUUCUUUCUUUAUUUGUCUAUUAAAUUUCGUCUGCAUUCCAAUGUAUCUAUCUAUCUUCUAUCUAUCUUCUCCUUUUCUAUCUAUCUAUCUAUCUAUCUAUCUAUCUAUCUCCUUUUCAAUGUGUGUAAUAUUUCUCUGUUUCUAUCUAUCUAUCUAUCUAUCUAUCUAUCUAUUACGGCUGACAAUAAAAAUGAAAUCGGGAAAUCUUUUCCUUGUAUAA
Acanthosepion pharaonis is the source of this 822-nucleotide messenger RNA. Lineage: Eukaryota; Metazoa; Mollusca; Cephalopoda; Sepiida; Sepiidae. The record is from the annotation of a GenBank genome assembly.